Protopolystoma xenopodis is the source of this 891-nucleotide messenger RNA. NCBI's taxonomy places the organism in Eukaryota, Metazoa, Platyhelminthes, Monogenea, Polystomatidea, Polystomatidae. The record is from the annotation of a GenBank genome assembly.
AUGCGUGCUGGGCAUCAGCGUUCUCGUCCUGAUGAGCUGGUCUGGCCGGCGAAGCCCUUGUUUAACGGUUUCGCCUAUCGAGCUCCUCUGCUCUACGUUUUCACCGAAAUCGGGUUGGCCGUCUUUCACGUACCAUCUGCUGCUUGGGUUGCCAGUCUAGCCUGCCGCCGCCUGCGGCCGUUAGCUCGCGAUGCACAUCUCUGUCUGAUGCAGCCAACUUCCUCCGUUGCUACUGCCACUAAUAGCAUCACUACCACUAUGGGGGCAACUUCUGGCGUUUCCGCACAUUCGUUUAACAUUAUUCCUCCAGCUUCCCUUUUUUCAGCGACCGAGCGAUUGACUACGGGAUUAACGAAUGGAACUGGAUUCAACGCUGCCUCAGGAUCACAAGGUAGCUUAGUAUCUACCAACCAUCAAGAUGGCUCUUCUGUCUCAUCAGCUAGUUCCACAUCAUCCUGUUCUAUAGCGUCCUUUGCGCCCCACUCAGCGCCUCCUAUACCGCAUCCUAGCCGUUUUCCGGCCCCAGGAGCAGCCAAUAACGGUGGUUCGGGCUCAAUUGAUUUGGACUCAUCCUCUCCGGCUCCCCGUCUUACCAACACAUGGUCGUCGCUGCACAACACUCCAAUCUAUUUGGCUGGUCUUUCUAUCAACAGUGGUGGAUGUAAUAGCGUUGGGGCAAUUGGUGGUAUUCGUUUAGUCUAUCUACCAGAUUUGCCCAUCCACUUUGACACAUCAAGCCCGGUCGCUCCUCCAGCUGCAUCUACUACUGUCGCCAAUGAGUCUGGAGUUCCAGUAUUUGGGACUAGUGGACUACAUGGUUCAAUAAGCCGAAUAAGGUCGCGAAACCUAGAGCUUCCUAUUGUUCAGCCGGCACAUGCAGUUCGUAAUCGA